This is a messenger RNA of Coniophora puteana RWD-64-598 SS2, 965 nucleotides long. RefSeq lists its product as uncharacterized. The coding region runs from base 34 to 918 and encodes 294 amino acids. The transcript has 5 exons. The record is from RefSeq and is a predicted model, not a curated record. NCBI's taxonomy places the organism in Eukaryota, Fungi, Basidiomycota, Agaricomycetes, Boletales, Coniophoraceae. Gene Ontology annotation, cellular component: mitochondrial outer membrane. Gene Ontology annotation, biological process: monoatomic anion transmembrane transport. Gene Ontology annotation, molecular function: voltage-gated monoatomic anion channel activity.
CAACUCUCCCUUAUCCACUUCUCCCCUCCAAAAAUGUCCCUUCCCCAGCCUGUUCCCCCCUCCUGGAAGGACCUCGGCAAGUCCUCCAACGACCUGUUGGGCAAGGACUACUACUUCCAGACCACCUCCCUCGAGGUCAAGACCAAGACCCCCUCGCACGUCACCUUCAAGGCCGCCGGUCUCCAGGACAACAAGUCCGGCGCCGUCAACGCCGAUCUCGAGGCCAAGUACGCCGACUUUAAGAACGGCCUCGUCUUCACCCAGGGCUGGACCACCGCCAACGUGCUCAAGACCCAGCUCGAGCUCGAUAACUACCUCGCCAAGGGCCUCAAGCUCGACGUCAACACCUCCCUCAACCCCGAGAAGGGCAACAAGGGCGCUCUCCUUAACUUCAUCUACAAGCAGUCGGGCGUCCACACCCGUGGUGCCCUCGAUGUCUUCAGGGGCCCGACCUUCACCGCCGACACCGUCUUCGGCCGCGAUGGCUUCCUCUUCGGUGCCGAGGCCGCAUACAACGUGACCGAGGGCCGCGUCUCGCGCUACGCGACCGCCAUCGGCUACAACGCCCCCGAAUACGCCGUCACCGUGCACGCCCUCAACAACCUCAAGACCUUCUCCGCCAGCUACUACCACCGCGUCAGCCCUGACGUCGAGGCCGGCGCCAAGGCCGUCUACGACACCAAGGCUACCACCCCCGGUGUCGCCCUCGAGGUCGGUGCCAAGGCCUACCUCGACUCUGCCGCCUUUAUCAAGGCCAAGAUCAACAACUCUGGUGUCCUUGCUCUCGGUUACACUCAGGCUCUCCGCCCCGGUGUCAAGGCCUCCUUCGGUAUUGCUCUCGACACCCAGCGAUUGAACGAGAUCGCCCCCUCAGGCCCAACCCACAAGGUUGGCGCUCACGUCGUCUUCGAGUCUUAAGUUUCGGGAUAGAGCCACCUUAUGUUCUAGAUAAUGUCGCAAAUAAU